This is a messenger RNA of Pocillopora meandrina, 292 nucleotides long. Lineage: Eukaryota; Metazoa; Cnidaria; Anthozoa; Scleractinia; Pocilloporidae. The record is from the annotation of a GenBank genome assembly.
GAGAAUGACAGUGACAGUGUCAAUGACAAUGAAAAUGAAAGUGACAGUGACAGUGACAGUGACAGUGACAGUGACAGUGACAGUGACAGUGACAGUGACAGUGACAGUGACAGUGACAGUGACAGUGACGGUGACAGUGACAGUGACAGUGAUAGUGAUAGUGACAGUGACAAUGAUGGUGACAGUGACAAUGAUAGUGACAGUGACAGGUGAAAGUGAAAGUGAAAGCGAUAGUGACCGUAGCAGCGACACUGACAGUGAUAGUGAAAGUGGCAGUGUAAAUAACAGUGAC